UCUUUCAGGAGUACCUCAUUAGAUGUGGAACCAAUUUAUACAUUCAGAGCCCAUAUUGGACCUGUACUGUCUUUGACUAUUAGUUCUAAUGGUGAGCAGUGUUUCAGUGGUGGAAUUGACGCUACAAUACGAUGCUGGAAUAUGCCAAGUCCCAAUGUUGAUCCAUAUGAUACAUAUGAUCCAAGUGUCAUAUUAAAUACCUUGGUGGCGCACAAAGAUGCAGUAUGGGGUCUUUCAUUUAGUGGUAUAAAGAACCGUUUGCUGUCUUGUUCAGCAGAUGGCACUAUUCGGUUAUGGAACCCAACUGAGAAGUCACCUUGCCUUUGUACAUACAAUGUAGAAGGGGAAAAUGGAAUCCCUACAUCAGUUGACUUUGUAGGUGCUGAUCCUGCACACAUUUUGGGUUCCUUUAAUAGUGGCAACACUGUCAUUUAUGAUAUUGAAACUUCUCAGCCUUUAGUGAUGUUGGCAUCGCAGGUAGACGCCGCUUCUCCUUUAGCCAAUCAGAUUAAUAGAGUUGUCAGUCAUCCCACAUUGCCCGUUACCAUCACGGCUCAUGAAGAUAGGCAUAUUAAGUUUUUUGAUAAUAAAACGGGUAAAUUGAUCCAUGCUAUGGUCGCUCACCUGGAUGCUGUUACUAGUCUGGCAGUAGAUCCUAAUGGAAUCUACUUGAUGUCUGGAAGUCAUGAUUGUUCUAUACGUCUUUGGAACCUGGAUAGCAAGACAUGUGUGCAAGAAAUUACUGCUCAUCGGAAAAAAUGUGAUGAAUCUAUUUAUGAUGUAGCUUUCCAUCCAUCAAAAGCAUAUAUUGCUAGUGCAGGAGCCGAUGCCCUUGCCAAAGUAUUUGUGUAACAACUGCUAAAAUAUUUUUGCCCCAUCAUAGCAGGUGAGCUGGAAAUUAACAGGAAUUGCUUCACUGCCAUUAGUUACUCGGUUAUUAUGUAACACUAAGUACUACUCUGUUCUGCCUGGGCAAUGCUCUUCCUGAUAGACUAUCAUAGGCAGGUGUCUAGUGGCGCAGUAUCACCAAAUCCUUGAAUAAUGUCAGGCAAAAUCAUUUAAUUGUAAUUACUGUAUCUAAAAAAAAAAAACCCAGUAUUUGUAGCCUUGACUGGAUUUGAACUGAGCUACUUUACUGUAAUGUAGAUGUUUUCAAAGUCACGUGGAAGUUACUCUUACAACAGUAAAUACUUUGGACUCUUGUGUCCUGCCUUAUGGUUGAGAUUGUGGUGCAAUGGUGGGCAGUGAAUUUACAACUAAACCAUAGAACGUCAUCCUUCAAUUCCUUUUAUUAAUUUUCCAACAUCAACAUACUUUUAGUCAACUUUAAGCAUUAAAAAAUAAAUUAAAUAUAUUUUAAUCUUCGUUUUGCAGAAUUUUUGACAGGAUGUCUAGUUUUUAUAAGUCUUUUGUAUAAUUUUCCUGUCAGAAUAAUGCUCCAAAUAGGGUUAAUACUGAAAUGUUUCAUUUGGUUAAAACCCAAACCAUCCUCACUGACCCACUAUUAUGUAACUACAUUCUUCCCUUGCCCAGCUUAAAAUCCUCAGUGAAUCCUUCCAUAUGGAUGCUAUUUUAACAUCACUAUAAAAGCUGUUAAGUGUAAUCAUUGAAGACUGUAAAUGUGUUGCGAUGAAACACAGGGGGUUUAAUACCCACAAUUAACUCUUUUAAAAAAAAUUGCAGCAUCCUAUCACUAUGUGAUAUUUUGUACAUCAUACUGUAUUUACAAGUUUAUUUAUCAAGGGUUAACCAUCUUAAUGCUAUUGGCCUACUGUUAUUUAUUUCAUUUUUCUGUUGGUCUUUAUAUCCCUCAUGUUUUGUGUGUGUUAAUGAGUCCUGUAUAUCUUUGUCUAGCAUGGGACUUUUACAGAAUAGAGAGCUCUAAAUAUAGGUUUAAAAUGGAACACUGUUUAUAUUACAGCCCAGGAUUUCCUGUCAGAUUACUUGCUUUAGGGGCUUCACCCUAAUCCUGUGUAACUGAAAAAAAAUGUGUGAAAUCUGGAGUGAAAAGGUUUUAUUUUGGAUUAAAUAUAGAAUAUUGAAAUAGCCAAAUCAAGAUUCAGAAAUCUGCUGUGUUUGGUCUAGCUAUCCCAGCUUUACAAAGUGCUUCAGUUAAUGGUGUAACUAAACAAUUUGUUUGUGUAAUGCAUGAUUAAUACAAUAAAGUAUUUUUUCUAGUCUUCCACAGAUUUCUGAUGAGUUUGCAAGUUCUGAUGAGUUUUGUAAGGUUUUGUUUUACAAUACAUGAUUAAGUAAAUUUUUAAUAUUGUACCACAUAGCUAAUUACAGCUGUUUAAAAGUAAUGUAUAUAAAAUGCAUAUAAUAAAUAUUAAAUGGUGUACCUGUA
This is a messenger RNA of Rhincodon typus (whale shark), 2347 nucleotides long. RefSeq names its product striatin-3-like. The record is from RefSeq and is a predicted model, not a curated record. NCBI's taxonomy places the organism in Eukaryota, Metazoa, Chordata, Chondrichthyes, Orectolobiformes, Rhincodontidae. Gene Ontology annotation, cellular component: dendrite. Gene Ontology annotation, molecular function: protein-containing complex binding; protein phosphatase 2A binding; armadillo repeat domain binding. The coding region runs from base 142 to 852 and encodes 236 amino acids. The transcript has 7 exons.